AUGAAUCAAGACAUUAUUAUAGAAACAUCAUCAUCUCAUAUACUCUUAGAUAUUCCUAUGUCAAUAAGUUCGCAUCUUUUGUCAGUUGAACCAAUUAAUAAACCAUUUAAACUUCCUGAAUCAAAAUUAUUACAACAAUCAGAAUUUUUAAUUUUUAAACAUAAAUAUUGGGAAAAUGAAAUUAUUGAAGCACUAGAACAAAUACAUCAUAUUAGAAAAAAUAAAAAAUGGACAUUAAAACGAAAUAUAUUAACAAAUGAAAAAAUAAAAGUAUUGGAAGCUCUUGAAAAUAAUAUUUUUUUAAAUUCACUAUAUUCAUAUAAUAUUCUAAAAUCAGUAAAACUCCUUGGAGGAGAAUUAAAUGAGUUAGAAUUAAAAAACAAUAAUUAUAAUUGGAUAGAUAUCUAUAACCGCAUAGUUACUAAUUCAGAUAUUUUUUCAAGAUCUAUUAAUAUUUCAAACAAUAUUUUUCAUAUUCCUCCUAAAUCAUCAUUUAUUCUAGGAAAUUUAGAAAUUAACAUAGAUUCAUUAGUUAAUUUUACUCAUAAAAAAGGAGCAUUUGAUAUUAUUAUAUUUGAUCCACCAUGGAGAAACAAAUCAUCAACUAGAAAAGGUGCAUAUUCUUCACUAAAAUCCAACUAUUUUUUAAUGAAGAUACCUAUAGAAAAGUUAUUAACAAAAAAAGGUUUCAUUGGUAUAUGGGUUACCAACAAGAAGUCUAUUCAUCAUUUUGUAGAAAAUAAACUGUUCAAAAAAUGGAAAAUGGUUAAAUGUGGUACAUGGUGCUGGUUAAAAGUCACAGAUAUAGGCGAACCUAUUUUUAACAUUCACUCAUUUAACAGAAAACCGUUUGAAGAAAUAAUAUUUGCACAAUUUAUAAUAGAACCAGAAAAAAUACAAUUCCCAAAAAGAAUAAUAGCAGCAGUUCCUGACUUACAUUCAAGAAAACCAUGCAUUAAAAAUUUAUUAAAUUCACUAAUCCAGGAUUAUAAAGGUUGUGAAAUCUUUUCUAGAAAUUUAAUUCCUGGGUGGUUUAGUAUUGGAAAUCAAACAUUAAAAGCUCAAUGGGAUAAAUGGAAUGUUAAUUAUAAUUCUGACACAAAAGAUGACAUUCAAAACAUUUAG
Messenger RNA from Pneumocystis jirovecii RU7, 1125 nucleotides. RefSeq lists its product as uncharacterized. NCBI's taxonomy places the organism in Eukaryota, Fungi, Ascomycota, Pneumocystomycetes, Pneumocystales, Pneumocystaceae. Gene Ontology annotation, cellular component: RNA N6-methyladenosine methyltransferase complex; nucleus. The transcript is spliced from 5 exons. Gene Ontology annotation, molecular function: methyltransferase activity; nucleic acid binding. The record is from RefSeq and is a predicted model, not a curated record. Bases 1 to 1125 code for a protein of 374 amino acids.